ACUGUGAGAAUCGGUAGUGUAGUGUAUUUUGUAGCGUGUGAUUUUAUCGGAAAGUUAUCAUCGAUGUAUUCCCGAUAAAACGUUUGUAAUCGAACAUAUCAUAUCUCAAUAAUGUAAUAUGCGACUUAAAACCACCGCGGAUCUCGGUUAGCAAAGUUGCAAUGUGUUCUGGUGUAAGUAGUUACUGAAGAUUGCGUUAAGAUGGGAAAAAAUCAGCCAUGGAUAACUCCGUUCAAAAAACAGUGCUUCGUGACCCUCGGCGUAUCGCUCAACAUGGCUGGCCACGGUCUGGUGAUGGGGUUCGCUGCUAUCCUAUUACCGCAAUUACGUAAACCUGACUCAAUCAUACCCAUCGAUGAUUCAUCAGGCUCUUGGAUAGGAAUCUCUCGCACUACCGUGCACAGAAUACUGCGCAAUGAGGGGCAUCACCCGUGUCACAUACGGAAAGUACAAGAUUUAAUUGCACCAGUCUAUCAACGCCGAACUGAAUUUUGUCAAGAGAUAUUACGAAGAAACUCCGAUUUUUCCGACCGAAUUUUAUGGACAGACGAAUCUAUAUUCACCCGCAACGGAAUAUUUAUAUGCACAAUUACCGUUCCUGGUCGACCGAAAAUCCAAAACUGGUUCGGCGUCACAAUUUUCAACACCAAUUUAGUGUGAAUUUGUGGACGGGCAUUGUUGGCAGAGAACUGAUUAGCCCAAAAGAACUCACAACGAGAUUAAAUGGUGAAAAUUAAUUAAAAUUAAAAAAAUAUAUUUUUUGAUUUUGUGGAGGAAAUGGUAGAUUUCCGUGUAGUGGCGGUUAAGAAUAUCCACUGCCCCAUAUCUUCCCGUGGGUGUCGUAAAAGGCGACAAAGGGAAACAGGCAGGAGAUGGGCAGCAGCAUCUUCCUGAUAAUAGCAAAACUACAAUAAAAAUAAACUGCGGUUGCCAACCCGCUCGCCAAGCGUGGCAACUAUGGAAAAUACCCUCCAAUGAUGAGAGCAACAAAGAGACGGCCCCCAGUCCCCGGCGGCCCCGUUAUUCCUGGCUACGGUGUACGACCAUGGUAACGGCAGGGCAGGGGGUGCUAAAAAUCUCCGGUGGAGGUUCGGUUGCCACCUCAGACGACUCGACCUGGCAACAUACAACGCACGCACCCUGAGGACUGACGAGAAGAUCGUGGAGCUGGAAGAAGAGACAGACAAGUUACGCUGGCAUAUUAUAGGAUUAUCCGAGGUCCGAAGAGAGGGGAGGACACAUCAUCAUCAUCAUCAUCAUCAUCAUCAUCAUUACAGCCUUUCAUAAGUCCACUGUUGAACAUAGGCCUCCCCCAAGGAACGCCACAAAGCACGGUCUUGAGCCACCUGCAUCCAUCUACUUCCUGCAUGUCUUACCAGGUCGUCACUCCAUCUCGUGGGGGGUCGCCCUACACUUCGCCUGCCGGUACGAGGCUGCCACUCGAAAACUUUUUUCCCUAUCGGUUGUCGGUUCUUCGAGCUAUAUGGCCGGCCCAUUGCCACUUCAGCUUACUAAUCCGUUGGGCUAUGUCGGUUACUCUGGUCCUACUGCGGAUAUCCUCAUUUCUAAGUUUAUCACGCAGAGAAACCCCGAGCAUAGCCCUCUCCGUAGCUCGCUGAGCAACCUUGAGCUUCCUCAUACGGCCAGCAGUGAAGGACCACGUCUCAGAUCCGUAAGCCAUCACUGGCAACACGCACUGGUUAUACGAUUUCGUUUUAAGGUUUUGGGGGUAUGUCUGUUUUAAGAUUUUGGGGUACAUAGUAAUCCUCGAAACCGGCAACUUGCUCUAUCACCGGGAGGGCGACCAUCUGUCCCAAGGUGGUGUCGGAUUUAUCUUCCACAAGUCUCUCGUUAACAACGUUGUAAAUAUUGAGAGUGUGUCGACGAGGGUUGCGUACCUUAUACUCAGAAGCACCAAACGGUAUUCGCUGAAGGUCAUACAGGUUUACGAACCAACCUCGGCACAUCCCGAUAAAGAGGUGGAGGAAAUGUAUGAGGAUAUAUCUAGUGCCAUGCAUUCCUCCAAAACCCACUAUACGGUGUUAAUGGGAGACUUCAAUGCAAAACUAGGUACAAGAGAGAACGGUGAGCUGAAAGUAGGAAAAUCUGGAAUAGGGCAACGGAACCCAAGGGCCCAGCAGCUGGUAGACUUCAUGGAGAAAGAGGGACUCUUUAUGAUGAACUCUUUCUUCCAGAAGCGGCCCCACAGAAAGUGGACCUGGUCGAGCCCCGACGGUUCGAUUUCAUUAUGACGACCAGACGACAACUGUUCAGUGAUGUCUCCGUGAUCGCGAGGGUGAAAACUGGUAGCGAUCACCGAAUGGUUAGAGGCACACUGAACCUAAAUGUUAAGUUGGAGAGGUCUCGUCUAAUGAAGUCAACGCUCCGUCCUCCUCGUGCUCUGUUCCAAAGUCCCAAAACCUUUCAGCUCGAGUUACAAAACUGUUUUCAGUGUCUAGAAGACUGCAAUGAAGUGGACAAUAUGAAUGACAAGCUCGUGGAAACUGUCCAUGCGGUCGGAGCUAAGUUCUGCAAGACCCGCCGCAGAAGAACACAAAAACUCUCUGAUCAUACUCUUAAUCUCAUGGCUGUCAGACGGGAGAUGAAGCUACAUUCUUCAACAGAUUUGACAGCACACAGGCAACUGAACAGACAGAUAUCUAAAUGCAUGCGGCGGGACAUACGCAACUUCAAAGCUCAGGGUGACAAAACAUCUGCAUUUUGAUUCUUAGUUGAGAAUAAAUGUAGCUUUCUGUAGAGCACAGCCUCCACUAACCAUUAGAUGGAUGGUGUUCUCGUUUAUCACCCUUAUUCUAUAAAGAAAACAGCUUCCCUCACACCGGCGGCAUUUCUCUUCUUUGACUCCGCCACUAAUCAAGUUUCGGCUGUAGAAAUUAGGUAGAGCGACGCAUAGUAAUACUAACACUCCUCUCCCCCCGCGUCCCAACACCACCACUUGUGGCCCAACAGCGUCACGGAGGAUAGAGCGAGUGGUGCCUCAUUAUAUGUAAACUUCUUUCCUCGCGACUCCAUCCCGGCUUCGGCGGUAGGGGGAGAGGACACCUCUGUCGCCGCAACCCACCAACACAUAUACGAAGUGGGCUUGCCAAGCCUACUCAGAGUGGCAACCUCGGGUCGCUCUUUCAUCUAGGACCAGCCAUGCGGGUUCCUCUUAGUUCAUCAUGGGUGAACAAGCUGUUAAGCUCCUCCGCCACUACAAGGCCGUACCUUACAAGAUGCUGCAGAAAAACAGAAUUGUAUGUGCUGCAAAAAUUACAUUUAUCUUCAAAUCAGUAAAUUUAUUUAGAAAAAAAUAGAAACAAUGAACGUCUACUUCACCAAUAAAGUCCUUUUCU
This is a messenger RNA of Parnassius mnemosyne (clouded apollo), 3356 nucleotides long. The record is from the annotation of a GenBank genome assembly. NCBI's taxonomy places the organism in Eukaryota, Metazoa, Arthropoda, Insecta, Lepidoptera, Papilionidae.